This is a messenger RNA of Dendronephthya gigantea, 3583 nucleotides long. RefSeq names its product NAD(P) transhydrogenase, mitochondrial-like. The transcript has 16 exons. Lineage: Eukaryota; Metazoa; Cnidaria; Anthozoa; Malacalcyonacea; Nephtheidae. Gene Ontology annotation, molecular function: NAD binding; NADP binding. Gene Ontology annotation, cellular component: mitochondrial inner membrane. The record is from RefSeq and is a predicted model, not a curated record. The coding region runs from base 177 to 3455 and encodes 1092 amino acids. Gene Ontology annotation, biological process: NADPH regeneration; proton transmembrane transport.
GGGGAAGACCGGCGUUUCCACGUUUAUUCUUGGAACAAAGUAAUUGAGUAGGAAAAUUGGUCUACUUUAUUGGCUAUAGAACUGUCACUUAGAUCGCAUUACAAGAAAGAAUACAUCAGCUAGGAAGGUGUUUAAGUUGAACCCUAUUGCUGGCAAUAGAAGAUAAACUGAACAAAAUGCUACUUCAAGCAGGUGCAGCUUUCUUAAAAAGAAGUCCAGGACAAUUGCUGACAGGGUCCAGAAAUGUUAGAACAAAUCUGACUUAUCAUUUAAAAAGUUUUAUACAAAAGGAUGCUAAUUUUCUACCCAGACUGGGAUGUGGUGCUACCAAAUUCUGUUCAACACAAGCAAAAGAUAAUGACAAGGUACCGAAAGGGAGGCCAUAUAAUGAGUUCACUAUUGGUGUCCCUAAAGAAAUCCGGCUGGAUGAGAAGAGGGUUGGUUUAACGCCAGAUGCAGCAAAAACCUUAAUAAAAACAGGAUUUAAUGUCAUUGUGGAGGAAGGUGCUGGAAUGAAUGCUCAAUUCAAAGAUGCUGACUAUCUAGAGGCAGGAGCUCAGAUCAAACCUUUGAAGGAAAUGUACACCAAUUCAGAUAUUAUUAUCAAGGUGUGUCCACCAGAAAACCAUCCUGAGUUUGGAGUACAUGAAUCAGAAUUAAUGAAAAGUGGCUCAACUUUGAUAAGUUUUCUGUAUCCAGCACAAAAUAAAGAUCUAGUGGAAAAAUUAGCUGAUCAGAAACUGACAAGCUUUGCUGUCGACUGUAUACCACGAAUAAGUCGGGCACAGGCAUUUGAUGCGUUGAGCUCAAUGGCUAAUAUCGCUGGUUAUAAAGCUGUUGUUGAGGCAGCCAAUCAUUUUGGUCGAUUUUUCUCGGGCCAAAUAACCGCUGCUGGAAAAGUUCCCCCUGCCAAAAUUCUUGUGAUAGGUGGCGGUGUUGCUGGCCUAUCAGCUGUCAUUAAUGCGAAGGGGCUGGGCGCUAUUGUGCGAGCGUUCGAUACGCGCGAAGCUGUGAAAGAACAAGUUCAAUCGUUGGGCGCUGAAUUCUUGGAAAUUAAAGGCAUUGAAGAAUCAGGGGAAGGAACUGGAGGUUACGCAAAAGAAAUGUCACCUGAAUUUAUAAAAGCAGAAAUGGAGUUAUUUGCGAAUCAGGCAAAGGAAGUUGAUGUGAUCAUUAGCACAGCAUUGAUCCCGGGCAAACCAGCUCCAAAACUUAUCACAAAAGAAAUGGUUGAAUCAAUGAGACAGGGUUCUGUCAUUGUUGAUUUGGCAGCUGAAACUGGAGGAAACUGUGAGCUGACAAGACCUGGCGAGAGUUAUAACUAUAAAGGAGUGCAAAUUAUUGGUUAUACAGACUUACCAAGUCGUCUACCAACUCAAGCUAGUACACUGUAUGCUAACAAUAUGACAAAGUAUCUACUGUCUAUGGGUGAGAAAGAUCGUUUUGAUGUUGAUCUUGAAGAUGAUGUUGUUCGUGGCUCAAUAGUUCUUGACAAAGGAAAAAUGAUGUGGCCGCCUCCUGCCCCAUCAACCCCUCCUGUUGCACCAACACAAGCCGCUAAAGAAAAAGCCGUCGUGAAACCUCCAGAAAUGAGUCCGUUCCAGGAGAAGAUGUAUGAAGCUGGUGGAACAGCUGCUGUACUGUCCAGUGUUAUUGGUCUUGGCUUUGUUUCACCAAACCCUGCAUUUGCCACAAUGGUGACCACGUUCUCUCUUGCUGGUGUUAUCGGUUAUAAAGUGGUAUGGGGUGUCACCCCAGCUCUGCAUUCUCCCCUCAUGUCUGUUACUAAUGCAAUAUCUGGUAUCACAGCCGCAGGGGGACUGGUAAUGAUGGGUGGUGGCUUUCUUCCUAACAACACUGCCACUUCACUAGCUGCCAUGGCUGCAUUGAUUUCUUCGAUCAAUAUUUCUGGAGGGUUCAUUAUUACUAAACGAAUGUUGGACAUGUUUAAACGACCAGAUGAUCCUCCUGAACAUACCUAUCUAUACAGUAUUCCUGGUGCAUUGUUAAUGGGAGGUUAUCUGUAUGGUAAUUAUCAGGGGUAUAGCGAUAUCCAUCAGAUGGCAUAUCUUGCUUCCUCUUUGUGUUGUGUUGGUGCUCUAGCGGGUCUAUCGCAUCAAACUACUUCAAGGGCUGGAAAUGCAUUAGGUAUUAUUGGUAUUUCAACUGGCAUGGCCGCUACGAUUGGAUCACUAAAUGUUUCCCCUGAAAUCCUGGGCCAAAUGGCGGCUAUGUGUGGUAUUGGUGGUACAGUGGGAGCAAUAAUUGCAAGACGUAUCGCCGUGACAGACCUGCCACAGUUGGUUGCUCUAUUCCAUAGUUUUGUAGGAUUAGCUGCUGUUUUAACUGCGUAUUCUAAAUAUAUGAUAGACGUCGAUGUAUUAGCGACUGAUCCUUCAGGUGGCGUUCACAAAGCCGCCAUAUUUGCUGGAACCUUUAUUGGUGGGAUAACCUUCACUGGUUCACUGACAGCGUUUGGUAAACUGCAAGGUUUACUUGAUUCCAAUCCUCUCUCAUUGCCCGGCAAGAAUUAUCUCAAUGGAGGCAUGGCGUUAGCAAAUGUUGGGGCUUUGGCGUAUUACAUGCAAACAAAUGAUCUCACACCUGGAAUGGCAACGCUUGGUGCCACAGGCGUACUUUCAUCGAUAAUGGGAGUUCACAUGACUGCUUCAAUUGGUGGAGCAGAUAUGCCCGUUGUUAUCACGGUAUUAAACAGUUACAGUGGCUGGGCAUUAUGUGCUGAAGGAUUUAUGUUGCAGAAUGAUCUACUCACUAUUGUUGGAGCUCUUGUUGGCUUCUCUGGAGGAAUUCUGUCGUACAUAAUGUGUAAAGCAAUGAACAGGUCAUUGGCUAAUGUGCUGUUUGGAGGUUAUGGAACAUUGUCUACAGGUACUGGUGAAAAACUGAAGAUAGAAGGAACACAUACUGAAAUCAAUAGUGAUAAUACAGUGGAGUUGAUACGCGAUGCUAAGAAUAUCAUCAUCGUACCGGGAUAUGGUCUGGCUGUUGCUAAGGCACAGUAUGCCAUUGCUGAUAUGGUCGAGACGUUGAGAAAGAAUGGCAAGAAUGUUCGUUUUGGUAUUCAUCCCGUGGCUGGGCGUAUGCCAGGACAGCUUAAUGUAUUGCUAGCCGAGGCUGGUGUACCGUACGAUAUUGUCCUUGAGAUGGAUGAGAUAAAUGAUGAUUUUUCCGAUACUGAUCUAGCCUUAGUUAUUGGUGCCAACGAUACUGUCAAUUCUGCCGCUCAAGAUGAUCCUAAUUCAAUCAUUGCAGGGAUGCCUGUCCUAGAAGUGUGGAAUUCCAAAAAUGUAAUAGUUAUGAAACGAACACUAGGCACUGGUUAUGCUGAUGUUGAUAAUCCUGUCUUCUAUAAGCCAAACACAUCCAUGUUAUUGGGAGAUGCAAAGUCCUCUUGUGACAGUCUACAAAAUCUGGUUCAGUCCAUAUAUAAAUAAAUAUUUUGAACAUUUAAUAAGUAAUAAACAAUAUAUAUCAAUAUAUAGUAUAACUAUUUCUUGAGUGACAUGAGUAUAGCUAGUGUGUUUCUACAAAAAUGCGUGUUGGUAAAAUCGGUCCUUCCGUU